Molecule: messenger RNA, 288 nt
Organism: Mesorhabditis belari
Lineage: Eukaryota; Metazoa; Nematoda; Chromadorea; Rhabditida; Rhabditidae
Source: the annotation of a GenBank genome assembly
AUGGCAGAAACGAAGACGGCAUUGUCUGAAUCCGGCCGAAUUCUUCAAUUUACGCUCAAGGACGAACAGGACGAGAUUUUUACCUUUAAACAUAACAAGAAUGGUCAUCAUUACGAGGCAACGACGCCUGCAAAAAACAAACGCGUUUUGACUGUCCCUGGUCUUCGCUUUAUGGGUAGAUCUGGUCGUUCGGGCGAAACCGUCGAUUUGGUGCUGGUUACUAGCAACAUCGACAUCGAGUUCAAAUGCCUGCAAGCGCUCAGAAACAACGCAGCAUACACCCAGAAC